CCUAUAUAUAUAUAUAUAUAUAUAUAUGCUACGUCUGUCACCACAAAAAACACAGUAAACAAAAUCAUUCCAUCAUGGCUACAUCUUUGAGCACACCAAAACUCAGCACAACUCUAUCUUCUCCAACUUUCCAUUCUCUUUACAAAACCAAAUUGUCUAAUUUUUCUCUCUCUAAGCCUCUCCUGUACAAUUGUGUGAUCAAUCCUCGUAGCCGGGCAUCAUCAUUAUGUUAUGGCCGCCGUUUUGCCAUUACUCGUGCUGAGACCUCUUUCACCAAUGGUGCUGAACCUCCGAGGCAAUAUGAUUUUGACUUGUUUACUAUAGGUGCGGGUAGUGGUGGGGUUAGGGCUUCUCGUUUUGCUUCUAAUUUUGGGGCUUCUGUUGCUGUUUGUGAGCUUCCUUUCUCUACUAUUUCUUCUGAUUCUACUGGCGGCGUUGGUGGCACGUGUGUACUUCGGGGAUGUGUACCCAAGAAAUUACUCGUGUAUGCAUCAAAAUAUUCUCAUGAGUUUGAGGAGAGUUGUGGUUUUGGAUGGAACUAUGAGGCGGAACCUAAACAUGAUUGGAACACCCUCAUUGCUAAUAAAAAUGCCGAGUUGCAGCGCCUCAUGGGGAUUUACAAGAAUAUUCUGAAGAAUGCCAAUGUUACUCUGAUUGAAGGGCGAGGAAAGGUUGUGGAUCCUCAUACGGUGGAUGUGGAUGGUAAACUCUACUCGGCUAAGAACAUUCUAAUUUCAGUUGGCGGCCGCCCAUUUAUCCCAAACAUUCCUGGAAGCGAGUAUGCUAUAGAUUCUGAUGCUGCCCUUGAUUUGCCAACGAAGCCUAACAAAAUUGCCAUUGUUGGAGGCGGUUAUAUUGCACUUGAAUUUGCUGGAAUCUUCAAUGGCUUAACAAGUGAGGUCCAUGUUUUUAUACGACAAAAGAAGGUUUUGAGAGGCUUUGAUGAAGAAAUUAGGGAUUUUGUUGGUGAACAGAUGUCAUUGAGAGGAAUUGAGUUCCAUACUGAGGAGUCGCCUCAGGCCAUAGUCAAGUCAGCAGAUGGCUCAUUGUCUUUAAAAACUAACAGAGGAACAGUUGAAGGUUUCUCUCAUAUCAUGUUUGCAACAGGGCGAAGACCAAAUACAAAGAAUUUAGGAUUAGAUACAGUGGGAGUGAAAAUGGCAAGGAAUGGAGCCAUAGAGGUUGACGAGUAUUCUCGUACCUCAGUGCCAUCAAUUUGGGCAGUUGGAGAUGUUACUGAUAGAAUUAAUUUAACUCCAGUUGCUUUGAUGGAGGGAGGAGCAUUGGCAAAAACUAUUUUUGCUGGUGAACCCACAAAACCCGAUUAUAGGAAUGUACCAUGUGCUGUAUUUUCCCAGCCACCUAUUGGGAUAGUUGGUCUGACAGAAGAACAGGCCAUCAAUGAAUAUGGUGACAUUGAUGUUUAUACAACAAAUUUUAGGCCAUUAAAGGCUACUCUUUCUGGUCUUCCAGAUCGGGUUUUCAUGAAAUUAAUUGUAUGUGCAAAAUCAAGCAAAGUUCUGGGCUUGCACAUGUGUGGAGAAGAUGCACCAGAAAUUGUACAGGGAUUUGCGGUUGCAGUCAAAGCAGGGUUAACCAAGGCGGACUUUGAUGCCACUGUGGGUAUUCACCCUACAGCAGCAGAGGAGUUUGUCACCAUGAGAACCCCUACAAGGAAGGUUCGAAGCAGUCCAUCUGAGGGUAAGGCAGAGCACGAUACUAAAGCUGCAACAGGAGUUUGAUGUGCGGCAAUAAAGGCUCAGUUUGUUAAAUGACAUAGAAUACAUGUGAUAAUACAUUUGCAGGCACAAUUUUGAAAGAGGUUUUAGACUGAUGGGGAGCUUAUGGAACAUCAGUGAUGAGCUCAUAAGCAAAAAACUUUCUUGUUACCAAGUCGCUAAUACUUGUCGGGACAAAUGUUAACUUCAGCACUUGAAAAGGGUCUUCAAGGUGGAUGUGAUGAUGAGAUAUGCAUUCAUCCAUUAGCUUGCAUCUUGUCAACAGUAUUAUUUCCUUUGAUCAACGUAGUAGAGGUUAAACAUUCUGUCCAAAUUUUUCUUAGGGAAGUCCAGAGGGCUUGGUUGCUAAUAUGUCGAUGAUGUUUUUCUUCAUUAUUGUACUUUUCUGCUGGGGUUUGAGGGCACAUGUCGGCGGUGUAGUUAUAACAUUGCUUAUUAGAUAUAGUUUGUGUAACUGUAAAACUUUAAUAAUAUUCAGCUGUUAAGCAGAUUGCUCAAUGGCUUUUGUAUACCAGAAAUAUUAAAGAAAUGUUGUCAGUC
This is a messenger RNA of Capsicum annuum, 2279 nucleotides long. RefSeq names its product glutathione reductase, chloroplastic. Gene Ontology annotation, molecular function: flavin adenine dinucleotide binding; glutathione-disulfide reductase (NADPH) activity; NADP binding. Gene Ontology annotation, biological process: cellular response to oxidative stress; glutathione metabolic process; cell redox homeostasis. NCBI's taxonomy places the organism in Eukaryota, Viridiplantae, Streptophyta, Magnoliopsida, Solanales, Solanaceae. The record is from RefSeq and is a predicted model, not a curated record. Gene Ontology annotation, cellular component: mitochondrion; cytosol.